Microsporum canis CBS 113480 is the source of this 1089-nucleotide messenger RNA. Its product is annotated as F-box domain-containing protein. The transcript has a single exon. NCBI's taxonomy places the organism in Eukaryota, Fungi, Ascomycota, Eurotiomycetes, Onygenales, Arthrodermataceae. The record is from RefSeq and is a predicted model, not a curated record. Bases 1 to 1089 code for a protein of 362 amino acids. Gene Ontology annotation, molecular function: protein binding.
AUGUCCGAAACGCCAUGCGACGAGGAUAUACUUGCGAGCUUAUCCUAUCGUCCUCGCCAUUUGCUUAGAGGGAUGAUUUCAAUUACUGACCCAGCUAAGCCGUCACAUCUUGAACACCGUCCCGAGCUAUCAUCCGCGGGGCUCCUGGGCCAUUUGCCCCUCGAGAUUCUACAUCAUACUCUAAAUAUAUUGGAUUUUCAGUCUCUAUCUCGUCUUUUAUGCGUCUCUCGGCGAAGUAGAAGUAUUGUUGAGUCUCUACCAGCAUACCGUGAUCUUAUGAAAUACACACCGGAUACACUUAAGGCACUCAGUGAAACUUGCCUUAUUAGUUUCCAUUCUGCAGAGAAACUUUAUACAGUUCUAAAAUCCGAAACUUGCAUCUCAUGUAGGGAGUUUGGGCCCUUUUUAUUCCUUCCAACAUGCGAUCGAUGCUGCUACGAAUGCCUUCAUUAUAAUCAGUCACUCUGGGUGAUACCCCCCUCUUUGGCUAAGCAGUGCUUUAAGCUUACCCAGCGCGAUCUAAAGAAAAUUCCCCUGAUGCAAAGUAUCCCUGGAGUUUAUGAUAUCGCGCACAAGGACUUGCGAAGGGGACGGUUGACGCUUGUGAGCGUCAAACUCGUGAAAGAAUUUGCGAUAAGGAUUAAUGGCUCAGUGCCAACCAUAGACACUAGUAUACGUCAUAAUAUGUCUGACAGAGUGAUAAAGAAAAUGCACACAAUAAAAUGGUUUCAAGAGACUCCUUUGCAGCCGCUGCCUGACAAUCCGUCGAGGUUACCGUCAAACGGAAAUGUUCCGGAUAAUGGUUACGGCGGCAUGGCAUCCAUGGAAUUCCCCUCCUUACUGCCAAAUAAAGUCCUCGAACACGGCAUUUGGUGUCGAGGAUGCGACUGGACCUUCGAGCAGUAUCGCUUGGGCCGCAUUCCGAACCGUGUAAGAGACGAUAUGGUGCCUUCAGAACUGCACCCAUUUGGUGUUUUCUGUGGUAUACAAAGACGGGCUAGAUCAAGGAGUGAAUUUCUAGUGCAUAUUACACAAUGUUACGGUGCGCGUGAAUUGUUUCCUACUAUAAAAUAUAGGAAACAGAAUUAA